AUGUCAGACAAAGAAUUUGGUGGCAAUGACGACCUGUCGCUCCCCAAGGCGACGGUGCAGAAGAUAAUUUCCGAAAUCCUCCCUCAACUUCCCCAUGACAACUCUGCCGCUGGCAAAGAUGGCGAAAUGACCUUUACGCGGCCGGCGCGGGAUCUCUUGAUUUCAUGUUCGCUUGAAUUCCUGCGAAUGUUGUCCUCGGAGUCCAACGAUAUCUCUGAGCGCGAAUCCAAAAAGACCAUAAGCGUCGAGCACGUUGAGCAGGCCCUGACCGAUCUCGGUUUCGGCAGCUACAUUGAAGGAUGCCGUGGAGUUGUCGGCGAAUGGCAAGAGGUCCAAAAGAAGAGAGUCGGUAGAGGCGAGAAAAUGAGGAAUUUCGGUGGCUUCGACAAGAUGGGUGAAGAGGAACUACGAAAGAUGCAAGAGGCUCUAUUGGGCGAGGCACGAGGAAGAAUGGAAGGCCAAGGUGACGCCCAAGAAUGA
Messenger RNA from Exophiala spinifera, 480 nucleotides. RefSeq lists its product as uncharacterized. The record is from RefSeq and is a predicted model, not a curated record. Lineage: Eukaryota; Fungi; Ascomycota; Eurotiomycetes; Chaetothyriales; Herpotrichiellaceae. The transcript is spliced from 2 exons. Gene Ontology annotation, biological process: RNA polymerase II preinitiation complex assembly; chromatin remodeling; negative regulation of transcription by RNA polymerase II. Gene Ontology annotation, molecular function: TBP-class protein binding; general transcription initiation factor activity; protein heterodimerization activity. Gene Ontology annotation, cellular component: negative cofactor 2 complex. Bases 1 to 480 code for a protein of 159 amino acids.